AUGCCUCAGAAUAUGAAGUCACUAUUUAAGCCAAAGACUAAUAAUUCAUCGUCGGUAACUGCAUCAACCAGUAUAGCUAAAGGUAGUGGGUUUACAUCUACAUCUACACCCACAUCUACACCAACCACUACUAUAACCACCACAGAUGAUUUUACUUCGCUAUAUCCUACUAUUUCGUCUACUUCAUCUACAUCUGUAAUAGUUCAUUCCAACAAGUCACAUGCAUCUUCAAACAAUAAGGCCAAUGCCAACUCAUCAACACUGCUAAGUCAACAUUGUUAUAUAAAAAAUGGACAACUUCAGAGGAGUAGUAGUGGUAGCAGUAGUAGUGGUAAAACCGGGAAACAAAGUAGGCCCAAAUUUCCCACUCGCACAUCAUCAUUCUUGACAAGAUUGAAAUCGACGGCCAAGAGAAUCAGAUCAAAUGAUAGUGCAACAACAUCUACAUCUUCAUCGUGGUGUAAGACUAACAAGACAUUAUCAGCAUCUAAACCUACUGAACAAAGUCUAUAUGAAUCACAACAAAAACAACCGGUCGGAACUACCUCGACUGAACCAACAGCUGCAAUUGAAGCUACAUUUGAUAUUGAUGAAGCAUCAUCAACUGUGUCAUCGGCUCCAUCAUCAAUACUAUCCAAUAUAGCCCAAACAUCAUACGAUGCAUUCACCACAUCAAAUAAAACACAAGAUCAAGCACACAACUAUAGCAUUGAUAUAGGUGUUUAUGCAGAUUACGAUGAUAAUGAUGAAAUGGAGAGUAUAAUUUCAUUUGAUUCGAUGUUGGGGUCAAAUGAAAUUGAAUUGGAGGAUGAAGAUAUUACUUAUAUUACUCCAUUGAAUUAUAACUACAUGUAUGACAACAAUAACAAUGAAGAGGGUGACCAAUUUGACUAUAAGUUUGAUUACACUAAUGGUGAACAAGAUAACGAAGAAGAUUCAUUUGUUAAUGAUCGUGAAUUGGAACGAAGAGAACUUCGACUUGAAUUGUUGAAGAAUUUCUCAUAA
Molecule: messenger RNA, 1005 nt
Organism: Lodderomyces orthopsilosis Co 90-125
Lineage: Eukaryota; Fungi; Ascomycota; Pichiomycetes; Serinales; Debaryomycetaceae
Exons: 1
Coding region: 1-1005 (334 amino acids)
Source: RefSeq, a predicted model, not a curated record